UGUCAGAGACACGAACGUUUUCGUUUCUCUUCUGUUAUUUUCCCUCACUGUCCCGUUUAAAAGUGAGUUUUUUUUACGAGUCCUCUUGUGCUUUAUCAUCUGAAACAGGCAGAUAUAAUUUCAAAAUGACUGAAAAGGCAGGUUCUCCACUAGCAAGAACUGUUCUUCAGCAGUGUCUCUAUGCAAGGCUUCAGGUCAAACCUGCAGAUGAUCAGUCUGAGGCUGAAUGGGUGGAGAUUGACAGAGGGAUGGUGGUCUACAUCUGCUUUUUUAAAGGCGCUACAGAGGAAAUUAUUCCAAAAAUCGUGAACACUCUGCUCAACUUGAAGCUGUGUGAAGCUGACUCUGGGAAGUAUGUGUCAGUGCUGGACCUGCCUGGAAACGUCCUCAUUGUGCCUCAGGCUACACUGGGAGGCAAGGCCAAAGGGAAGGGCAUGCAGUACCACCACAACAUUGGGAAAGAAGAGGGCCUACAGCUCUAUUCUAACUUUGUCUCCCUGUGUAAGAAGGAACUGGCUUUGUCCAGUAACAGUAGUGAGACUGGGAUGAUCGUCAAACAUGGAACAUAUGGGAACAGACAAGUGCUGAAGCUGGAUACUAACGGACCAUACACACACCUGAUGGAGUUUUGAACCUUCCAAUACUAAUGACAUUUCACAGUAAAUUACCAAUUGCACUCUUGUCCCUGAAAUGGUGGUUCUGUAGAUCUGAUGAUUAAAACUGCCAAUAUUGUAAUGCAUGUGUUUGUAUCAUGUUGUUCUUUAGUGUUAAAUCAUACAAAUAUAUUAUGAUCAGGAAAUCAAAAGAAAGUCUGAACUCAAUUGAAAUAUUUGUAUUGACAACCUUGUUGCAAAUUGUUGAUGGGUUUAUGAAGUGCAACUUGUGAUAUCUAGUGGGGAUUUAUGAGCACUGCACUAGCAAAAAAAAAAUCCCCUACACCUGAAAGAAAUCUAGAUAAGAUCAUAUUAAACUUUUUUUCAGCUAAGAUUGCUACUAGUACAAAAAAUUAAAUACUGUAUAUACAUUAAAACAAUGAUGGGAGGGGAAACAAAUGUAUGAGUACUUGUAUCAGUUCUUCCCACUCUAUGGCGGUAAUGUGCCUUGCAUGUCAACCCAUAUAAAAACGUGAGGAAGUGUAAAGAAGACAACUCAUCAAGUACGAUUUGUGCCAUAACUUCGUGUUUUAGUGAGAAUGGGGUAGUUGCGUCCCAAUAUAUAAAUUUAAAUAAAUAAAUGUUGAGAGCUUC
Messenger RNA from Salmo salar (Atlantic salmon), 1247 nucleotides. RefSeq names its product D-aminoacyl-tRNA deacylase 2 (gene dtd2). Gene Ontology annotation, biological process: tRNA metabolic process. Gene Ontology annotation, molecular function: D-tyrosyl-tRNA(Tyr) deacylase activity. Lineage: Eukaryota; Metazoa; Chordata; Actinopteri; Salmoniformes; Salmonidae. Gene Ontology annotation, cellular component: cytoplasm. The record is from RefSeq and is marked provisional.